Molecule: messenger RNA, 900 nt
Organism: Zymoseptoria tritici IPO323
Lineage: Eukaryota; Fungi; Ascomycota; Dothideomycetes; Mycosphaerellales; Mycosphaerellaceae
Exons: 1
Coding region: 1-900 (299 amino acids)
Molecular function (GO): arylformamidase activity
Source: RefSeq, a predicted model, not a curated record
AUGCCGGAUGAAUGGCCUCAAUUCCGGACCAACACCCGCUACAGCGAACAAUCGAAUCUCAACACCCUUCAAACAUGUAUACCACGACCUACCUCCUCCAACGACCACUCCCGCCUCUGGAUCGUCUACAUCCACGGCGGCGCCUGGUCUGACCCACUGCAAUCCGCCUCCACCUUCGACACCGCGCAAUCCCUCCUCCUCGCCUCCCCAACCGUCUCCCACAUCGCAGGUUUCGCCUCCAUCAACUACCGUCUCUCGCCCGCUCCUUCCCACCGGACAGAUCCAUCCAACCCCGCGGACCCAGCCAGAAACGCCCGCCAUCCGGACCAUGUGAACGAUGUGCUCAAAGCGAUUCUGCAUCUCCAAGAAACGUAUCGCUUCGCCGAACGAUACGUGCUGGUCGGCCACUCGUGCGGCGCGUGUCUGGCGCUGCAGGUCGCGAUGAAGCGGUAUUGGGGCCAGCAGUACGCGCCCACGGCAGGACUGGAAAUGAACGUCGUGCCGCCGGUCGCGGUGCUGGGGAUCGAAGGACUGUACGAUCUCCCCGCGUUGGUGAAGUUCCACGCCGCGCAGCCGUUUUACCGUGGAUUUGUGGAGAGGGCGUUUGGAGAGGGAGAGAGGGCGUGGGCGGCGGCGAGUCCGGCGCAUGCGGAUUUGAGAAAGUCGUGGGAGGAAGGGAAGUUGGUGGUUAUCGCGCAUUCGAGGGAGGAUGAGUUGGUGGAGUGGGAGCAGCCGGAGUUGAUGCUGAGGUCGUUGGAGGAGCAGGGGUUUCGUGGGACGGGAUCGCCGAGGGUGAGGUUGUUGGAGUUGAGGGGGAAGCAUGAUCAGGUUUGGGAGGAGGGGAGGGAGGUCGCGAGGGCGAUUGAGUUUACGGUUGAUGAGUUGUUGGGGAUGAUGUGA